UCCAAGUCGACCUGCAUUGUAAGACUUUGCUGAUCGCUGGGUCGCCGCAAAAUAGUCUAUCAAAAGCGACAUUUACGCCUGUUUGCAGCGACCACGAACGAGAUUGGAAAGUGGCUCUCUCCGGCCAGAGCAAUGGCCUGGGGCCAGAAUGUGGACUUCGAAACAGGAGGUUGGUACGUUGCGCAGAAAUAUGGGGCCCACGGCAGCAAUCGGAAUGCAGAGCAUGCAGUCUCUCUCCUUUCAAGCCAUUGUGCCCUUGCAUCACCGCAAGGGCAAGAGGAUUCCUGGAGGAACAAGGGGCCACAUUGCGGGCCCGUACGUUGAGAUUCUCCAAUUGCUGCAGGCAUCAAGCAGCACGACAUGGCGGCAGCACAGCUGUGGCUGUUGUCGAUUCAGGGGGGGCCACUUCUCAAAAGAUUUUUGGGGAACUAGUGCAGCUGGGGCAACUCAGAAAGGGUCUCGAAUGCAAUGCGCCCAGGAUGCGAAAGCAGCAGCAGGGGCUGCUGGCACAGGCGCACAGAAAGAGGUACGGGUUCUGUUCCGCAUGUACGAGGAGGACUGCCGCCCCACCAACAGCUUCAUGGAAUUUGGUAUAUCGUCCGACGCUGACAUUCGGCAAAUACUGGACCUUAUGCAAUGGACCGAUGCCGUUGACAUCACCCCAGGCUCCCCCGCCGGCGGCCGGCUCGUCCAGAGCAUGGCCGACCUGCAACCGUACGGCUGGUACGACCGAAUAGAAACAUACCUAGAUCUGCAGCGAGUGCAAAGCCACGUGAAAACUGCCGGCCACGACAGCAGCACGCCAAUCCCGUUAGACCGCCUGCUCGGCGCGCGUUUCCCGGCGCUUACGACCGCCCCGCGCAUUUUCUACGAGGACCCGGAGCAGCACGCGCGGUGGCGGGACGCGCAAUCGGCGCUGACAGAGCUCGCGCGGGACGGCGGGGGGGGAACUAGCAUGGAGGAGACGAAGUCGCUGCUCGCGGUAAAAGACAGCGAGCGCGCGCUCGAGUUUGACAGCGUGGCGGUUAGUGAGGAAGCGGCCACGCUAGUGGUGGGGGACUUUGCGGAGGUGGGCAGCGUGACGGCGGUAGAGGCUCUGCGCGAAAAAGCGGACCGGCUGACGGAGCGGCCGCAGCUGGCGGGGGGGGCGGGGAAGGCUGUUGUGGCGGUGCUGUGCGUGAAGGGGUAUGAUCGAGGCAGCGGGGGUAAGCAGGGGCUUCUACGGUACGCGCAGCAACGGGACGUGCUGCUGGCGGAGCGGAGUCGUACGGGAGUUGAUACGAUGGUUGGGUAAGACCUCCCGCUACCAUCAGGUCAUUGAAUCGAGCUUUGCGGAUUGUAUACCAGUGGACACAUUCUCAAAAGACGGACACUGAGGAGAGCAGACAUGCUCCACGUUUGCAUCGUGUUUGCAGCAUGUUUCUGCCAGGCAGAUGAGUUCAGUCCAAUACGUCACGUACGUCCGAGCAACUAUAAACCCACAUUUAGUUCGCACCGUGCGGCUGAUCAUUUGCAUCUUUAAAGUUGAUUAGGAAGAUCGUGCAUAACUCGUCAUGCUAGUAAAAGAGCUUCAUGCACGUCGGGUUAGGCGGCUAGAUGUAUACGUUCAUUGCGUUACAUGUGCGCGCGGCGGCAACUAAUCAAGGCGCCACCUGAACGCGUGUUAGAUUCGUAUAUUGAAUUACCAAACUUCAAUAUUAGUACAUAUAAGGUUUCGCGUCGGCCAAAAUGGCUGAGCGCUCAUCUCCGGUCC
This is a messenger RNA of Klebsormidium nitens, 1753 nucleotides long. Lineage: Eukaryota; Viridiplantae; Streptophyta; Klebsormidiophyceae; Klebsormidiales; Klebsormidiaceae. The record is from the annotation of a GenBank genome assembly.